Messenger RNA from Episyrphus balteatus (marmalade hoverfly), 3199 nucleotides. RefSeq names its product insulin-like peptide receptor. NCBI's taxonomy places the organism in Eukaryota, Metazoa, Arthropoda, Insecta, Diptera, Syrphidae. The record is from RefSeq and is a predicted model, not a curated record. Gene Ontology annotation, molecular function: protein binding. The transcript is spliced from 9 exons. The coding region runs from base 277 to 3021 and encodes 914 amino acids.
AUCCCUACCCCAAAACAGGCAGAGCUUUCGCUGCUGAUAAAAAAAUAUUCAAGUAUUGAUCGACAAUCGACGUUACGAACGGCGGCGUGCGCGUCCUAAUUUCUCAUUUUACAAGUCUGAAUUAGUUAGAUUCAAUUAUCGUGAUAUUUUGUUUUUUUUUUUUUUUUGUUUUAUUCCGUGUUUAAUUGUUAUGUGCGUUUAAUAAGUUUUUUUUUUAUAAAUAAUUAUUCAUUACAAAAAAAAAAGGCAUUUGAGCUAAGAAAAACAAAAAGUGUCAUGGCUCGAUUAGCAGUUUUCAGCCUAAUUGUUUUGGCACUUGUAGUGUUAAUUAUACAAGACCUUCCUAUUUUAAUAAGUGCACGAGAAUGUACAGAUGUUGACAUAAGAAAUAGUGUAGCUAGUUUUAGUCUAUUAGAAGACUGCAGUGUAAUUAAAGGGUUUUUACUUAUAGUUUUAAUAAAACAAAACUUACGACAAACUAAUUACAGUAAUCUAACGUUUCCUAAAUUAAGAGAAAUAACGGAUUUUUUUCUGAUGUACGAAGUGAAUGGUAUAACCGAUAUGAAAAAUAUGUUUCCUAACCUGGUUGUAAUUCGCGGUAGGAGACUUUUCCAGAGUUAUGCCUUAGCUAUUUCAAAUGUACCUGAAUUAAAAAUAAUCGAGUUUCCAUCUUUAAUUGCAAUACAACGUGGUCACGUUUACAUCGGAAACUGUCCUAAAUUGUGCUUUUUAAAAAAGAUCAAUUGGGAACGUAUGACCUUAACAUCAGGGGAGAAUCACAUAUUUCCAGCAGAACAAUCUUCAUGUGAUCUUGCUGACUGCUUGGGUUGUGAUUACUGUUGGUCAUACAGAGCCUGCCAAAAGUUUGAAAAUUCUAAUUUAUUUAAUCUAGCACGCGGUAAUACUCAAUGUAGUCAACAUUGCCUUGGCGGAUGCUGGAAUGAUACGCUCAUAGGAUGUAAUGUUUGCAAAGGAAUCACAGAUCACGGAGAGUGUGUAGGUGAAUGUCCUCCUGAUAUGUACUAUUCUGAAAAUCAUCAGCGUUGUUACACAAAAGAGGAAUGCUAUAGUUUAAGAUUCUAUAUACUCGGCCGUGAAUGCAAUAGACAGUGUCCCUCAGGAUAUAAUCGCAGCAGAAGAUUGGGAGAGUGCGUAAAAUGUGAAUCCGAGUGUGUUAGAGACUGUCACCCUGAUGAAGGUUAUCAAGAAUAUACUAUUUUAAGCCUAUCUGACGCAGAAGGUAUUAAAGGCUGUCAGCAUCUCAAAGGCAGCUUGGUAAUCCAGAUUGGAGCCAAAGUUGAGGAAGAUGAUUUGGCUGAAUCUUUAAAAAGCUUGCAAAUAGUUGAUGGAUACAUUAAAGUAUAUUACUCCCCGUUCCUAAGAUCGCUGAAUUUUCUUCAAAAUCUAGAAAAAAUCGGAGGAAAACCACUAGAAAAUGAUACUUUUGCCUUAGUUCUAUACAAUAAUCAGAAUCUUCAAGAGCUUUGGAAUCCACAGCCAGAAAAGAUUGUAGAGUUCGUCAAUGGAGGAAUCUACUCGUAUGCGAAUAACAAACUUUGUAACAAAAUUGUUCAAGACUUCGAUGGCAAGAUAAUUCACAACAAAGAAAGGGAUUUAAUCCAGAUAAAUGACCAAGAUGUACUCUGUGAACCUGUUAGAUUAUAUGUUAAUGAAAAGAGAGCUACGCAAAAUAGUGUUCAAAUAUCCUGGCUGAAAGAGAAAACAGCUGAUGAAGUAGAAGUAAUUUAUCGUGAAUCUCAAUAUUUCAAAGGCGAAGAAAGUGAACUUGACGAUGAUGUUUGUAUGAGAGUUCACUGGCAACGAGAUUUAAUGUUCAAAACUGAUGUUGAGCCAGAAAAUUCAACUCAUUUAACCUAUUUCAUAUCCAAUCUAACGUCCUAUACUUUUUAUGAUUACUUUGUAAAAACCUUUGAAAAGAAAGACUCUUACUCUGCAAGGUCUCAUGUUCAAAGGUUUUUAACAAAACCAGAUUUUCCCACGCCACCCCAACUUAUAACAUAUGACAAAAAAUUUGAUAAUAUUACAUUUAUGUUUAUUCCACGAAAUAAAUCAAGAGAAGUCGUUAAAUAUUAUAUUCUAGAGUCAUACGAACUGACCAAUGAUCUAGAAACCUUAGACACAAGAGACUACUGUCUAUCGCCUGUGAUACACUAUGCAGAAAGUGGCUUAGAAGAUUUCGAUGACUGUUGUCAAAGAAAACGAGAAAAGCUAGAAGAUGACGAGUUCAAAAGCGAUAUGGAAGCUAAAUUCGUAUGCAGUAUGAGCUCAAAGCCAAAUUGUCAUCCUAUGAUAAAGAAUGCUUUUGGGACAACGAUCACGCUAAUUGACGCCAAAGCGGACAAAUUCACACUUGCUAGUUUAAGGCAUUUUACAAGAUACACCUCCUUUUUAUAUGCCUGUAAUGACAUGGGCUGUGGAACUUAUUUUAUGCACACCGAGAGAACAUCAUUUGCAAAAGGUUUUAAUAUAAUCACUAAUGCACAUGGCUGUAGAGAUUCAACUACUCAGGAACAUAUAAUAAGAUUUUCUGAGCCUCCGACCCCAAAUGGAGCUAUACUAAAUUAUUUUAUACAAUUUCAGGACACAAAACCAGUUAAUGUUCCAACGGUGGACUAUGGAUUCGGCCAUUGCAUAAGUAGAAAGAAAUUUGAAACCAAUGGAUAUAAGGUCACGGUUAUAUUUAAAGAUCUGUAUAUGCCUAACCAAUUUAAUAUAAGAGUUGUAACCACGGGAGGAAGUGAAGUUAGCAAAUGGUUUGAUAUUGAUAUUUGUGUACCAUCGAAAUCGAAAAUCACUCCUGUUAAAGUUAUGUUGAUUGCGGCUGCUGUUAUUAUAUUUGUAUUGCUCGUUUGGUUAUGCUACCGGAAAGGUUGGUUAAAUCUUACACGCUUUCAUCCGUGGAGAAGGGGAGCUGAAAGGGUCCGUAAUGUUCUGGGAAUAGAGGAUCGUCAAGCUCUUGUCCCUGUUUUGGAUAGGGUGGAGUUCCGCAAUAGUUUCUAAGAUAAGUAGUAGAUGAAGGAUAAAGUGACCCUUUAAUUGCUUUAUUAUAGCUCAAAGCAACUUCAUAAACUGUAUUACCAAACUGUAUUACCAAUUUAAUUUUAAUUUAAUGAUAAUAAUUGAAAUACUGUCCAAAAACAUGGUGCAUAUAAAUAAAUAAAACAUAAUAUAUUUAACU